Messenger RNA from Dicentrarchus labrax (European seabass), 2383 nucleotides. Its product is annotated as tumor necrosis factor receptor superfamily member 5. Gene Ontology annotation, cellular component: external side of plasma membrane; CD40 receptor complex; membrane. The transcript is spliced from 8 exons. Gene Ontology annotation, biological process: immune response; positive regulation of endothelial cell apoptotic process; cellular response to interleukin-1. Bases 418 to 1368 code for a protein of 316 amino acids. The record is from RefSeq and is a predicted model, not a curated record. Gene Ontology annotation, molecular function: antigen binding; transmembrane signaling receptor activity; CD154 receptor binding. NCBI's taxonomy places the organism in Eukaryota, Metazoa, Chordata, Actinopteri, Moronidae.
CUCGCAGUCAGAGGGCUCACACAGGAAGGAAAUGAAGAGAGACAGAGACACAGUAAGAGGCAGAGAGACAGAGAGACGGGGGAAAACAGCCGAGAAGGGUCACUGGGGUUUUCCACUGUGUAGGAUUAGAAAAGACAUGAGAAGAAGCUAAGGCAUAGAGAGGAGGGGAAACAUGUAUAGUAACAGACAGAUCAGACGGCAGUGAGUGUAGUUGUGAGCAGUGAAUAAGUGUCAGAAAAAGAGGAAGACGAAAGAGAGAUUGCACCUUGACUGAUGCUUAGUGAGCUAAGAUAAAUUAAACAGCUACUGCCACUUACUAAGGGAAGAGUGUACAGGAAGACUGUCGUUGUAGUCUUAAGCUUAGAUAUUUUACACACAGGUGGACGACAGUAAUUGAAUGGGCAACAAAUACCCACAAUGAAUUGCACGGAUAAGAAUAAAUACAUCAGUGAAAAUGGGAGAUGCUGUGAUCGUUGUCCUGCAGGAUCGUACAUGAAAGCUGAGUGUGAUGGCACAGAGAAGACAAAGUGUGAUGAAUGCGAACCUGGGUUCUACACAGCCACAAAGAAUAACUUGAGAAAAUGUCACGUCUGCAAGCAGUGCAGUUCCAGUUACAACCAGAGGACAGUAACGGACUGCAGAGCUAAGCACAACACAGUGUGUCAGUGUGUGACUGGUUUCUACUGUAGUGAUAAUGCCUGUGACCACUGCCAGCCGGUUACCAGCUGCCGACUGGGUAAAGGGGUCAAGGUUCUAGCCACUCAAAUGAAUGACACCGUCUGUGCUCCUUGUGAAGAAGGGACCUACAGCAACGUAACAGAUUUCCACUCACCAUGUCAAAAACAUACCAGAUGCGAGGACUUCAGGAGAGUGUUGGAAACUCCUGGAACCAAAACAACUGAUGCCAUCUGUGGUGACUUUAAAACUGAUUGUCACUGGAUGUUACCCGCAGGCCUGUGGUCAGGACUCGUGUUGACCGCACUUGUCCUGUUUGGUCUCAUCUGCUGGAGGGAAAAACGCAAGUCAUCCAGAACAGUCAGUUCCAGUGUUCCUGUUAAGCUGAUUGAAAUGGUUCCAGCUGAACGCAACAGUCUGCUGGAUCUGCCUCUACCAUCUACGGAGCUGAAAGGUUACUGCCAAGAGAGUUGCAUUGUGAAUGGCUGCGAGUUACCACCUUUUAACUCAGAUGAUAUUGCGGUCAGUGACGGCACACACGACAGCAUGGACAGCUGCCGUCCUAUAACUCCACUGAAGGUUACAGUUUCGUUCGCUGAAUCCAGCAACAAGAAUGGAAGUGUUGGAUACUACACCAGCAACUUCCAAAGAACCUUUUCAGAGCCACAGGAGGACGAGUGGUGCGGGACAUAAUCAAGUAAAUGUUGUUGUUAAAGUCCAGAGUCCCUCUCCAGCCAGAUUCUGCAACCAUUUUUCCAACUUUAAACUGGAUCUAUUUAUACGAGAGAGAGAAAGAAAGUUUGCUGCCCCCUGCAGGAGUGAUGUGAUAUUUAUGUAUUGUAUUUACACGGGUGCAGCUCUGUGCUUCAGUAAUUUCAUUUGAUAUGAAUAAGUAUUAGAUAGGAGCUUCACAAGUGAAAGCAGCGCUGUCUGCGGUUUUUGUGUUUUACAGCUUAGUGGUGUCUAUUUAAAAGUAACUCUGUUGAUAUUCUAUAGAUUUCUUACUUUAGACAAAUCUCACGAAAAGACCAAAACCAACAGCCGACAAUGAAUGUACCCCAAUUAUUUGUGUAGUCCGAGUCUGAAGUAGCUUAUUCCUGUGUGCCACAGAGCUCCAUUGUUCUAAAAUAUUUAAAAAAACAUCAAUGAGACACAUUGUUGCAGACAUGUUCCUUCGUUACCAUGAACACAGGCACUGUAGUUUAAAUUUGUUCUGUAAAUGUACAUUAAUCUGCAGCGUUUAUUCCUGUUUGAGUUAAAUUGCUAAAAACUACAGUUCCCUGCUGUUUAAGAAAAUGUGUCUUUUCUAAAUGAAACUUUGUGGCCUUUAAAAAACAAACAAAAACAUCUUCAUAAGAAGCAAUGGGCCGAGUGCCACAGAAAAGCCUGAAAAUUGAAAGACGGACUAACCAAUCGUUGGUGUUUUCAUGGGAUUUGUUGAUAAUAACAAUUUAACAUUUAAAAAUAAAUAAUAUUUUUUUUACAUCCUUUAAUGUGAACUGCGUCUUUGUAAUUAUAUUUUAAAGGAUAUCUAAUUUAACUUAUAUUGUUCCAACCAGGCUGAAAAAAGUCUUCUUACACUGUAUUAUAAAUUCUGACCACUGACUUUUUGUAUUUAUAAAACUAUAUGAUAAAGAUAAUAUCACACAUGCUACUGACAUUUUAAAGUUGGAGAAUGAUGGAAUAAAGAUGUAGCAGUGACACAAGA